Fusarium vanettenii 77-13-4 is the source of this 3645-nucleotide messenger RNA. RefSeq lists its product as uncharacterized. The coding region runs from base 1 to 3645 and encodes 1214 amino acids. The transcript has 3 exons. Gene Ontology annotation, molecular function: protein binding. Lineage: Eukaryota; Fungi; Ascomycota; Sordariomycetes; Hypocreales; Nectriaceae. The record is from RefSeq and is a predicted model, not a curated record.
AUGGAACACAGCAACUCCAAUCAUGUGGGAUCCAUGUCUGCAGCAGGCUCCGCGCGGAUUCAAAUCGGCAAUACCUCCACAAUCAACAACACGACAAACAACUUCUCCCAGACUGAUAACAAGAAAUGCCUAAAGGCACUGUGUUCAACAGAUCCUCGCCACGACAAGAUUCGCAUCGAACAGACUAACGGGGGUCUAUUGAAGGACUCUUAUCGCUGGGUCCUGCAGAGCCCUGAGUAUCAGCGUUGGUGUGACCCAAAAGAAAACCAUCCACUCCUUUGGAUCAGGGGCGAUCCUGGCAAGGGCAAGACGAUGUUACUUUCGGGCAUCAUCAAUGAGCAGGAACCUUCUACCAGACUGGAAAAUUCGGAGACUGACACAUCGCUGUCCUACUUCUUUUGCCAAGCAACCAAUCCGGGUCUCAACAAUGCUACGGCAAUCCUAAGAGGGCUUGCAUACCUGCUCGUGAAGCAACAACCAUGCCUCAUCUCCUAUGUACGCGAUAAAGCAUCUCUGAAUCCUGAGCACUGGAACUCCGGAGUGGCCAUCAGAGAUAUUCUUUCCAAGAUCUUGGGAGACUCAGCUCUCCAAAAUGUCAUCUUUGUCGUCGAUGCCUUAGACGAGUGUGUCACAGACCUCGAGCUUCUUCUCGACUUUAUCAGUUCAACUACAUCCACGAAGGUUAGAUGGCUUGUCAGCAGUCGCAACAUUUGGGAGAUUGAGCAACGCCUCAAACAGACUCAGACGAAACUCGCUCUAUCGUUGGAGCUCAACGCAGAAUCGGUUUCACAGGCUGUCAACUACUACAUCAAACACCGUGUGCAUGAUCUGGGCGUUACGAAAGACUUUAGAAGUGAAGACCUGAGGCUUGCAAAACGCUACUUGUCGCAGAAUGCGCAUGGCACCUUCUUGUGGGUGGCCUUGGUCUGUCAACAGCUUGAGAGGAGCGAUCCUUGGGAAGUUAAAGACUACCUCGAGCUCUUCCCCGCGGGCCUGAACGAGCUGUACGGAAGAAUGAUGGAUACGAUCCGCUCUCCAGUCAGCUCGGAUCUCUACAUUAGGAUUCUUGCUACCAUUUUCACUGUUUAUCGCCCAAUAUCCCUUUCCGAGCUGAUGGCCAUCCAGAACAUACCCGGAGAUGAAGACAUGCUCCCCAAGAUCAUAAUGAAGUGUGGCUGUUUCCUGACCGUCAGAGGCGGGACCAUUUACUUUGUCCAUCAGUCGGCAAAAGACUUCUUGGCCAAACAACAGGAUAUCCUUUUCCCCGCUGGUAUUACCCGACACCAUCUCGGGCUCUUUAACGCAUCUCUUAACAGCCUUGACGUCCUUAAAAUGGAUAUGGAUGACCAAGUUGAUCCUGGCAUUUGCCUCGCCUACUCCUGCAAGUUCUGGGCGCAUCAUCUACGUGAUGCUCAGCUCAUUCGCGCCCAGGACACACCACAAUACAACAGGGUCCAUCAAUUCAUUGCCGAAAAAUUCCUGUUCUGGCUGGAAGCACUCAGUCGGCUCUACAGCUUGCCGGCAGCGAUGAAAACUCUUCAUAUUCUCAAGGAUCUACCACUUAUAUACUAUUCUGGCCUAAUAUUCAGCCCGGAAGAAAGUUUAAUACGUCGCCACUUUGAACACUGCAGUCCCAAGUUUGUGGUAAAGAAGUCUCGAGUUGACUCGCAUUGGCGCACAUACUUUAACACUGAAUGGCAUUGCGACCUGACAUUCUCGACAGACAACAAGUCAAUGGUUACGACUAGUUGCAGUAAGCUGACCAAAUGGAAAGUCAGCGAUGGCACGGAGAUCAUGAGCGUUCAAUGUCAUGAGCUGGACUUCGUAACACCGUCGCCAAACCUGAAUUGGUUUGCUGGUGUGGCUACCCGCCGGCAGUCUCCCGAUGAGUUUAACGUACAUACUCUUCAAGUCCUCGGCUUCGAUUCAAACUGUACCGAGUGGAGCAAAGAUCUUGACAAUCGUCAAGUCAUGGGGAUGAAGUUUUCGCCCGACAGCCAGUGGUUAGCAGUAUGCUUUGACGAAGAGUUAGUGCUUUGGGGUUUUGAAAAGGGCAAUUGGAAAAGGUGGCCUCUCGGGGUUUCCUUUGAAGAACAUAACCAAAAAAUCGAAUUUUCUCCAGACAGCGCCCUAGUUGCCAUUUUUGGAUAUCCGGACAUGCCCUUGGGGGGUAUUGUGGUCCUUGAUGUCCGAACGGGUGAGCAGCACAGGAACCCCAAUGCAGGGACUGGGGAGAUCCAGUCUGUGGUAUUUAUCCCCAACACUCACGAGAUCAUGAUGUGCAGCAAGAGCGGCGUAUGGUCAUGGGAUAUUGUCAGGGGGGAAUGCCAAGAAUGGCUCAGAUUCGGUGACUUGAUCAGGGAGAUCGCUUCUUCACAUGACGCCUCCUGGGUGGCCCUGGCAUCGAGUACCACAGUUUUCUUAUACGGGAAACAGAACCAGGAGUUGCUGCAACAUUUUGAAAUAUCGACGAAGCAUGGCAUUUCUUCAAUCGCUGUAUCUUUUGACGACCAGCGACUGGCAGUUCGCGCCCAGGAAACCGUUUGGGUCUGUGAUAUUGCAUCGGCAAUCUCGAGCCAAACCCGCCCCGACCCGGUCGCCGUUAAGAAAGUGUUUAUUUCGGACAACAGGUGUUUGAUGGCUUGGGCCCUUGAAAUGAAGAUUCAGAUAUUGGAUGCAACCACAGGCAUCCAUAAAUGCGAGUUCGACAUGCCUUGGUCCUGGGACGCCCAGUCCUUGGAACCUGGUUCCACUAACAAUUUGGUGGCAUUUUCAUCUAACGGUCAAAUGCUUGCCGCAAGUUCUUCGCCGUCGAGUUCUUCGUCGCUACUCUCCGUUUGGGACCUGACUGGCCAAAGGUUACUGUAUGAAAUCAAGGUCCCUGAAUCAAUCCGUCAACUGGCGGUUUCUCAUGACGGGAAUAAUCAUGGACUAUGGGUGGGAGCUAUCACAGCACAAACCAUAUACCUCUGGGACGCUGCGAAAACGAGACUGCGAUGGUCUUUGGAACACACCGGUUACAAGGACCCCAUUGCACUACAGUUUUGCGGCAAUAAACUAGCAGUAUUAUGGUCUUCAGGAGAUGGCUGUAGUUUGAUCUAUUACAACGCCACAAACGGAACACAGCUCACGCAUGUCGAACUCCCAAUAUUCAUCUCACGAAAAGAGGGGGAGAUACGAAUGGUUCCACUGCCCAUAGGCAAGUGGUAUAGGGGUCGCCUCUCAUUUCUCAAUGAUUCAACGGUCUUGACUGACCAGGGUAUGGUUGACAUCGACACUGUGAUGGCCGAAGCUGCCAUUGAGACAAACACGCCGCACAACGCCUCCAAAACGACCGGAAUUUCCGAUUCAGCUUUUAUUGAAUAUGGCUGUAAUUAUGGCCGUGAUUGGAUUACAGUGGACGGUUCCCCAUUGAUAUGGUUGCCUCCGUACUACCGCCCAGGAUCUCAUUCCGCUUCCAGGCUCGCAUCAGGGGAACAUCAUUUUGCAACAAAUUGUUUUUCUGGUGUCUUUUUCAUAGAGUUCUCUCAGGACGCGAGGAACUUCCCCGGUUAUGAUCGAGACGAUACAUCAGAAUCAGAAUCAGAAUCAGAAUCAGAAUCAGAAUCAGAAUCAGAAUCAGAAUCAGGAUCAGGAUCAGAAUAG